CGCUAGGGCCAGGGCUGAUCCGCCUGGCAGCAGCGCAUUCGGCAGCGCGAGGGUGAGGUGGUAGAUGCACCCGGGCUUGUGAGAGCAGAGUCCCUGUCCAGACCUGGUUGCCAGGUGUGCCGGUGCCCAUCUUCCAGACGCCCCUGCUACAGAUCAGCCUGCUCUGGACACUCUGUAUAAAUGGAGUCGUACAGGAUGUGACCUUUUGAGUCUGGAUAAUCUCCCUGAGCAUCGUGCAUUCAAGAGAAGGACGCCAGGCGCAGUCAGAUCGAGGCGCUCGCCCCAGGUCACACCGUGAUGGCCAGGAGUUAAACUUGGGGUUGUGCGCACAAUGAUGGACAGCAAGGACCUGGAAGCCGAAAUCCACCCCUUGAAGAAUGAAGAGAGGAAGCCGCAGGAGAAUCUGGGAAACCAAGAGAAAAAGGAAACGAACCUGAAGACGCCCCCGCCGUCCCGCCUCUCCCGAUGCCGGAUGGUGGCCUUCUUUCUUUCUCUGUUUAUCUGCCUUUUCGUGGUGUUUGUGGUUUCAUUCAUCAUCCCAUGUCCAGAGCGGCCGCUGUCGCAGGGGGUGUGGAUGCUCCAUUACAACGAAGCAGUCGCCUAUGACUUUCUGGCCACAGAAGACGUAAACAAGGACAGGAUCCAAGACAUUCUCUUUCUUUAUAAAAACAUCAACAGCAGCAACAAUUUCAGCCAGUCCUGUGCUGAUGAAGGCUUUUCCUCCCCCUGCACCUUUGUGGCCGCUGUGUCGGGGGCCAAUGGCACCAUACUGUGGGAGAGGCCCGCAGCCCAGGACAGGGCCCUCGUGGAGUGCGCCGUCCCCCAGCCCAGGGACAGCGGGGCGUCUUCUGCCUGCGUCCUGCUCGGCAGACUGGGCUCUUUCCUCGCGGUGGACUUGUUCACAGGGGAAACCCUGUGGAACCAUCCCAGCCACUUUGGAGGGAGUGUGUCCGUCCUGAGUCCUCUGCUGCAGGUGCCUGACAUUGAUGCCGACGGGGCCCCAGACCUGCUGGUCCUCACCCGGGAAGAGAGGCAGAUUAGUGGCUACAUCUAUUCAGGCAGCACCGGGCAGCAGGUUGGCCACCCCGGCAGCCUGGGUGUGGAUGGUGCCAGCGGAUCCGUCCUCCACGUCACCAGGGCGGGCGCUCACUACGUCCUCCUCCCCUGCGCAAACUCACUCUGUGGCUGCUCGGUGAAGGGCCUCUAUGAGAAGGUGACUGGGAGGGCCAGCACACUCAGGAGGGACCCCUUCUGGGAGGACAUGCUCAACGCCACCUCUCACAGGCUGCAUCCACACAGCUCUGGAGCCGUCCGCUACCUGAUGCACGUGCCAGGGAAAGCAGGCAAGGACCUGCUUCUUGUGAGUUCAGAGGCCUGCGUGCUGCUGGAUGGGCAGGAUAUGACACCUAGGUGGACCUUCAGCCCGGCCUGGGUCCUGAGAAAACCCAUCCUCGGCCACUACAAACCCGACACGCCGGCCCUGGUCAUCGAGAACGGGACUGGCGCUGACAGACAGAUCCUGCUCCUGGACCUGGGCUCAGGGGCCAUCCUGUGGAGCCAGGCCCUCCCGGGCCUCCAUGGGGACCCACCGGCCGCCAGCCUGCCGACCGCAGACCACCGUUCCGCCUUCUUCUUCUGGGGCCUCCAGGAGCUGGAGGAUGCCAACCACACGGAGCCAGGGGCUGCCCUGCACCACCUGUACAUGUUCCACCCCACACUGCCCGGCGUGCUGCUGGAGCUGACCAACAUCUCCGCCAACAUCGUCGCCUUCCAGGUGGUUUUGCUAGAGCCAAGCCGCCACGCUGCCUGCAUCCUCCUGACAGGCCCCACAAGCCCAGAUGCGCCUGGCCGGGUCUCCAUGACCAAACACAAGGUGCGGGAUCUCGUACUGAGCAGUAGGGUGGUCCACCUGGCCAGGGGUGGGCCCGACAGUGACCAGGCCAUCAGGGACUGGUUCUCCCGCCUGCGGUAUCGGAGCGAGACCUAGAUGUGCAGCGGAGGAGAAGCUCCAGCUCCUGAAAUUAAACGUCCUGGGAAGUCGGCCCUCCCUCACUUGUCUGCACGCUGACUUCUGACCUGGUGACACGCCCCAUGGGAUCCUCAUCACCCCAGGGACACACCUGGGCCUCUCCCGCCAGCACACUCAGUCCUCACUCUUGUCCCCCACUGGGGUCACACACAAGGCCCACUACCUUCCCUGUGGUCUCCCUAGGCAGAGCCCAUGCCUGGAGCAGCUCACCCUUCCUCCUCCACACCUGGCCAGAGAGCCACAGCCAUGGGAACAGCCCAGGCCCCAUCUGCAGGAAAGUCCCCUCGCCUUCUCUGCACCAUCUCUCUGGGGACAUGAGCUCAGAGGGUGGUGGACCCCGAGUUCCAGCCCUCAGCCUGGGGCCUAGGAGGAUGUGGUGGGUGGGGCUGCGUGGAGCUGUGCAUGUCCUGUGCACCCCCUGGAUACACUGGAGCUGUCUGUCCCUUGGGGUGUGGCCAGCGCCCCCCCCCCCCCCCGGUGCUUGGACGCCCCUGCAGCUGGUGUCACUUGAUGUAAGACUCACCUCUGUGCCUUGUUCACUCCAGACCUGCCUGGUGCUCUGUGCGGCUCAGCCAGGCCCAGACAGAAAAAGCAGUCUGAGGACCCUGGGUGCCUCGGAAAGAAAUCAGAAUAAACACUGGUUUUGCACUGUC
Molecule: messenger RNA, 2682 nt
Organism: Camelus dromedarius (Arabian camel)
Lineage: Eukaryota; Metazoa; Chordata; Mammalia; Artiodactyla; Camelidae
Gene: FAM234A
Product: family with sequence similarity 234 member A
Exons: 15
Coding region: 332-1987 (551 amino acids)
Cellular component (GO): cell surface
Molecular function (GO): protein binding
Source: RefSeq, a predicted model, not a curated record